AUGCCUUACUUGGAAACCCGCAUGAAGGGACUCUCUUCAGACCAGCGUCUCGUGCUCCGACUAUGUCCUCCGCCGUCCGACAAGCUAGGCACCACCCAAUGGGAGUACAAGUAUAAGCUAGUCGGCACGCCCCGCCAGAACGACCCCGUGUUAUAUGCUAUCCGCUCCGCCGUCCGCCAGUUAGAGAAAGACAAUAUAUGUAUGGCCGGCGCCGGCAUCCGAGUCCAGAACCUGCUAUCAAGUCCUCCCAUCUGGCCUCUGGUACCGGGGAACGUAAACUGCGCGGUGAAACUAUACGCCUUCAAGAAGCAGUGGGAAGAGUUUCCGCGGGCUAUUUCCGUGACGAUUGGCGACCGGUGGAGCGGGAACCCGUCCUAUCUCGCGGCCGACAGGCUUCUCGUUCGGAAAGGUCGCAAGUGGAAGCCGCUGAAGGCGUGGUUGGUCGAGUGGGCCGAAGAGUACGAGUACGGUCAUAUCGCGUACAACGCGAACGAUGCGAUGUGCAAGUGGUGGGGGAAGAACGGCAAGACUUUCCGGUUUGUGGAUUUGCCCCCCGAACUUCGACUCCAUGUCCUUAAGUAUGUCCUCGGUGGGCAGAUUCGGCCACAUACACAGUCUCAUUACCAGACCGGUCAGAAGAUUGUAGUGCUGGGAUCGAUGAACCAGAACAAUCCCCAUGGGUCCGUAUUCAAGAGCAGUGAAUGCUUUACCCUCGACAGGAUGGCCCGUCGUCAUGCGGUUGCCCGUGUCCCUUUCCCGAACUAUGCGAUUUUUCGCGUCAGCAAGCAAGUGCGAGACGAGGCGUCGCAAGCUGGAUGGAAAGGUACGACGAAAUAUUUCCAUGGCCUACACUAUUUCUCGGAAGUAGUGCGAUGCCCGAAUCCGCCAGACAUCGAGGGCUGGCUGUCAAAAGUCUACCUGGACUUGUCCAUAACCGAGUACUUCCGGUUGUUCGGGGUCCAGGCUACUCCGCGCAUCCUCCGCCAGCCAGGUCUCUGCCAGGGAGAGCUCUUUCGGAGUAUUCCCAAGCUGGACUUGACGCUCUCUUUCCGGAGCCCAUACAUCGACGAUGGCGAGAAUCCUUGGAGCAAGUUCAUCGGCAACAACUGGGGCCAGCACUCGUUCCAGGGGCAAUUCGGGAAUAUGCGGAAGUUCCCCUGUUACAGAAUUGUCGUUGACUGGAUCUUAACCUUCGCAUUUCCAUUUGUCAAGAAUAUUACGAACGUUCGUCUCUCUGGCUGCAUUAAAACUGCAAUCAAGCAGAAGUGGAACCAUAUCCUUGAGACAGAAUACAGAGAACGUAAAGAAGAUAACCGUACGCACGGCUUUGACUGGGAGGAAGCAAUGGAGGCUAUCUUGAAUGAGCCUGUAUCCGCUAUGCCGCCCGAAUGCGCUUGCCCUCAAUCCUGCUCCUACAAUAAGCAACCGUACGACCAAGAGCGAUUUGGUAUCCGUUGGGGGACCUGCCAGUUCGAUCACGACGAUGAGUUCUGGCCGGAGGUCGAGCUCCAAGAGGGUGAGGCGGUGGAUGAACUCGGCAUGGAUGCCACAGGUCUAACUGAUGCGGCGGGAGAUGAUGGAGACGACGCCGCUAUCUGA
This is a messenger RNA of Trematosphaeria pertusa, 1599 nucleotides long. RefSeq lists its product as uncharacterized. Lineage: Eukaryota; Fungi; Ascomycota; Dothideomycetes; Pleosporales; Trematosphaeriaceae. The transcript is spliced from 2 exons. The record is from RefSeq and is a predicted model, not a curated record. Bases 1 to 1599 code for a protein of 532 amino acids.